AGGUCCGCUAUGAGGAAGUGUUUUGUCCCGAGGACUGCAUUAGCUCAUUAGCUAUGUUUUCAUAUAUCUGAUAUUUUGCUGUGUGCUCGGUUUUUAUGGGCAAUUGGGUUCUUGAUUAUAAACCGUGAAGCGAAAACAAAAUAUAGCUCAAGCUAAAUAAAACCAAGGCAAAAUGUCAUCAGAGGAGUUUGAAAAGUUACAUGAAGUGUACAAAUCUCUGUACGACGAACUGAAGCUGAUGCCGAACCGGGCUUCAGGAUGUCAUGGAGAGGAAAAGAAGCGGUUGGUGAGAGACUUUGAUGAGAGAUUUGGGGAGGCAGAAGAAAUGUUACAGGGGAUGGAUAAAGAGUUGCAGAGCGCUCCCGCGUCCUUCCGAAAUCAAAUGUCCUCAAAAGUGCGGCUGUACCGCAGAGACUUGGGCAAGUUGCAGCGCGAGAUGAAGACCUCUGACCUGGGUUUGGGCUUCGCGGGCCGAGCAGGAGACGGCAGACACAGUGUCUAUGGGUCCCAGAAUGAGCAGAGCACGCAGAUUCAGUCACAGCGAGCCCUCCUGCUGCAGGGCACCGACUCCCUGAACAACGCCAGUCGCAGCAUCGAGCGGAGCCAGCGCAUCGCCGCGGAGACGGACCACGUCGGCAGGGACAUCAUCGAGGAGCUGGGGGAGCAGAGGGAGCAGCUGGACCGAACCCGAGAUCGGCUGGUCAACACUGGAGAGAACCUCAGCCGCAGCCGCAGGAUCCUACGCUCCAUGUCCCGCAAGUUGGUGACUAAUAAACUCCUGCUGGCUGUCAUCAUCCUGAUGGAGCUGGGCAUUCUGGGUGCUGUGGUUUACCUCAAGUUCUUCCGCAAGUAGGGGGGGAGGCGAGGGGGGCUACGUCAGCCGGCGAGGUUAACGGCACGUUCCAGGCCUGGCCUCCUCCUCCUCCUCCUCCUCCUCCUCCUCCGACUCAAGAUUUCUG
Anguilla rostrata (American eel) is the source of this 959-nucleotide messenger RNA. RefSeq names its product vesicle transport through interaction with t-SNAREs 1B (gene vti1b). The transcript is spliced from 6 exons. Gene Ontology annotation, cellular component: late endosome membrane; Golgi apparatus; ER to Golgi transport vesicle membrane. Bases 173 to 853 code for a protein of 226 amino acids. Gene Ontology annotation, biological process: regulation of protein localization to plasma membrane; intracellular protein transport; intra-Golgi vesicle-mediated transport. The record is from RefSeq and is a predicted model, not a curated record. Gene Ontology annotation, molecular function: SNAP receptor activity; SNARE binding. NCBI's taxonomy places the organism in Eukaryota, Metazoa, Chordata, Actinopteri, Anguilliformes, Anguillidae.